CCUGCAUUAUAGGUGGGCGGAGCAGUCGAGUGAGUGGUCGGAAAGAGGCGCCUCCAGCCCGGUGCUGUUGAUAUCAUGCUGAAGCCUGGAGCCAUAGUCAUGGCGGAGAGGAAAGCGGUGCUGUUCAACUUCUGGGGGGUCGUCGUACCUUCAAAACCCGACGGUAUUUUCCAGAACCUGGAGGACCGGCACAACCUGCCGGGAGGUUUUCUGUCCAGCAUUUACUCCCAGACCGAUGGUUCCCUGAGGCAGGCGGAGCGGGGAGACAUGCCUCUUUCUGAGAUGCUGCCAGCUUUAGAGGCUGAGUGUGUAAAAGAAAGCCAGGCCAGAGGCACGGCGCUGCCAUCUGAUUGGUCCAUCAGGGGUCUGCUGAAGGAGCUCAGGAAGGAGAUGAUGAACGUCAGACAUGCAGUGUUGAAGACUUCCGCAAGUCUGCGGCGCAGUGGUGUACUAACUGCUGUGCUAGCAAACCACUGGCUGGAUGAUUGCGCCGAUGAAGACAGCUCCGCACGCCUUCUCUGUCUGCUCGGCGGGCAUUUUGACCUGGUCCUUCAGUCCUGCCACUUGGGUCACAGGGUCCCAGAGCCCACCAUGUUCAGCACCAGUUUGCAGCAGCUAGGAGUGACUCCCAAAAAUGCUCUGUGGCUCGAUGCAGAUAAGGCGGGCGUGAAAGCGGCAGAAGAUGUGGGGACCAAGGCCAUCCUGGUGGAAAGUUUAGAUGCAGCCUUGGUGAAACUCUCUGAGUUCACAGGAGUUAAGGCAGAGGAGGAUGAGAGUCCUCCCCCGUUCUGCAGCCCAGACGAAGUUUGUCACGGAUACGUCACCAUCAGAACUGGUGUGAGGUCUCACUUUGUGGAGAUGGGCUGCGGUCCUCCUGUUCUGCUCUGCCAUGGCUUCCCUGAGAGCUGGUACUCAUGGCGAUUCCAGAUCCCUGCCUUGGCAGCAGCGGGAUUCAGGGUGUUGGCGUUGGACAUGAAGGGAUAUGGAGAGUCAACAGCGCCCCCUGACAUAGAGGAGUUUUCUCAGGAGCAGCUUUGCAAGGAUUUAAUUACAUUUCUGGACAAAAUGGCAAUUCCACAGGUCACUCUGGUGGGUCACGACUGGGGUGGAGCGCUGGUGUGGUCCAUGGCCCAGUUUCACCCAGAAAGAGUCAGGGCUGUGGCGUCUCUCAACACUCCUCUGUUCAAAGUGGAUCCUUCUGUUCCUUCUUCCGAGAAGCUGAAAGAUAUUCCCAUUUUUGACUACCAGCUGUACUUUCAAACACCUGGUGCGGAGGCUGAACUGGAGAAGAACCUGGAGAGAACCUUUAAGAUUUUCUUCUCCCGCAGCAGUGAAAAGUCGAGCCGUCCUGCUCUCAGCACCGCCGGAGUCCGUGCUCGAGGAGGCCUGUUUGUGGGCCUGCCGGAGGAGAUUCCCCAGAGCUCCAUGCUGACGCAGGCCGACCUGCAGUAUUACGUCAGCCAGUUUGAGAAGACGGGCUUCAGGGGGCCUCUGAACUGGUAUCGAAAUGGUCACGCCAACUGGAAAUGGUCGUGCUCCCAGCCCACCGGGAAGCUGCUGAUGCCGGCGCUGAUGGUGACUGCAGGCAAGGACUUUGUCCUGCUCCCGGCGCUAUCUAAAGGCAUGGAGGACAUGAUUCCCAACUUGACCCGAGGACACAUCGAGGAAUGCGGCCACUGGACACAGAUGGACAAGCCAGCAGAGACCAACGACAUCCUGAUAGGCUGGCUCAAAGAGGUUCACCGGAAAGCUGCAGGUGUAGCUCCUAAACUCUAAGAAAUAGAGGAAAUGAAGAAAUGGAAGCUGGGAGAGAAGUAAGAACAGGGACAAUGGAGGACAAAGAAGAUAAACAAGAAUGGAAAGAAAAAUGCCAUAAAAGAUAUUAAGCCUAAAAGACAGAAAUGGAUCCUAGAAUGCAGGAAAGGACUACAUUAAUAGUUGGAUCAAAAGAAACUAGAGGGAUAGAUGGGGAAUAAUUAUAGAGAAUAAGAGUGGUUAACUUAGUUUAAUGCAUCUAAACUGUUUUUUUUUUGGUCUAAUUCUACGCUAACAUUUCACAAUAAAAGCCCAAACUUU
This is a messenger RNA of Oryzias latipes (Japanese medaka), 2076 nucleotides long. It is a transcript of the gene ephx2, whose product is annotated as epoxide hydrolase 2, cytoplasmic. Lineage: Eukaryota; Metazoa; Chordata; Actinopteri; Beloniformes; Adrianichthyidae. Gene Ontology annotation, molecular function: catalytic activity. The record is from RefSeq and is a predicted model, not a curated record.